AUGAUGGAGGGGAAUACACACGUGGACUCAAACGACAAGGAGAUCUGUGAAAUGCACACAGGAGGAGAAACGCACAUGAAGAAGAGAGUAUUUUACAUUUUGCAAGAAGUACCAUACGCAGAUUUUUACAACUUCAAUUAUGAACCAAUUGAUAAAUUUAGAGAGUCCAGAGAAACGCAGUGCAUCGACGGGGAUACAUCAUCAUCGUCAUGUGAUAAACUUGGUGAUGAUAGGAUAGGAGAAGCGAUCCAUGAGAGAUGUUCUUGCGCAAACCAUCAACAGAGGAGUAAUGUGGAAGACGGACAAAAUAAUCAAUGUGUAAAAUAUUACCAAGGAGGGGAGAAUCCCAAUAUAGACUACCCUCCAGGAGGAGAACCCGGAAAGAACGAAUUGAGUGAAGAAUAUACCGUCGAGAAUAAAUGGGGUAGGAAGGAAAGCCAUCGGAAGAAGAGCCAAAAAAUAAAAAGGAAAAAUGAAUUUCUGAAGCAGUGCGAAUUUAACAGCGAUGGAAGUUGCUACUACACCAUUUCGAAUAGCAACCAUUUGAAACUUUUCGCCACGGAUCUGUCAUUACUAAAUGAGUUAAGUAACGGUAGCAGUAACGGUGGAGAGCAGAAUAUAAACUUAAGGGCACUGCAUGAUAAGUACGAACAAAUGGAUAAUGAGGAGAAGGAGAAAAGGAACGAGAGUUGGAUCUGCCUACAAAUGGAUGAACACAUUUACGAUUGUAAGUUUUACCCAUUUUUUGACUGGAACAAUAGCAACACAUGUUUCUUUGCAGUGUGUUCGAAAGGAAAACCUGUAUGUCUACACAGCGCGUAUGAUGGUUCCGUUAUCAUGUCCUUCAAAACGGUGGAUGAGUGUUACGAGCUGUGUAACUCUUAUUCGUUGUGUUUCCAUCCUGAGAGGAACUGGAUCCUAUGUGGAACCAACGCCAAGUCUAUUAAGGUUUUCGAUUUUGAAAAACCAAAUGAAGUGUAUGAGAAUCGUAUCCUAAGUACAAGAAAAGGGAAAGGACAAAAAGGAAUUAUCUCUACCAUGGCAUAUAAGAGAAAAGGUUACGGAGAAAAUGUAGUUUAUGCUGUUGGAGAUUACAAUGACUGUAUAUACCUCUAUGCAGAUAACUGUGAUCAUAAGAACGAUUUUAUUUUAAAAUUUCAAAAUAAAAAAAAAAAUUCCAAUGGAAUAACAUGUAUAAAGUGGCUAGACGAGUUUUCUCUCCUAAGUGGAAGUCGAAAUGGGUCGUUCAUCUAUCGUUAUGACAUGAGGAAAGAUACAGAGUAUGUGCAGAAAUGGAAGCGAUUUGCCUUAACGAAUCAGAAGUACUUGUUUGAUGUGUAUCAAGAUGUACUUCUCAUCAGUGGAGAUAGCUUUGGCUAUUUAAACCUGUACCACUUGAGAGAACAAAAUGUCAUUUACAAAGAACAAAUUAACAAGUACUCUCCAAUAAUUUCGGUGAAUUUACAUCCUACAUAUCCGCUCCUUUUAACAGGAUCGGGCACGAGACGCUUUUAUGAAAACAACAACAACAAGGUUGAUAUAAUGGCCAGUAUCCUCAGCCCUGGGGUGGAUACAUCAGACCAUAAUCUCCUCGACGAUACGUCUUCUUCGAUUCCCUUUCCAAGUAUGUCCCGGUAUGUAAACAGCGUGUGCACAAUUUGGUGCGAUUUUGUCUACUGA
Molecule: messenger RNA, 1680 nt
Organism: Plasmodium knowlesi strain H
Lineage: Eukaryota; Apicomplexa; Aconoidasida; Haemosporida; Plasmodiidae
Product: WD repeat-containing protein 79, putative
Exons: 1
Coding region: 1-1680 (559 amino acids)
Molecular function (GO): protein binding
Source: RefSeq, a predicted model, not a curated record